This is a messenger RNA of Paramacrobiotus metropolitanus, 3555 nucleotides long. Its product is annotated as sodium/potassium-transporting ATPase subunit alpha-2-like. Gene Ontology annotation, cellular component: membrane. Gene Ontology annotation, biological process: proton transmembrane transport; potassium ion import across plasma membrane; intracellular sodium ion homeostasis. The record is from RefSeq and is a predicted model, not a curated record. The coding region runs from base 178 to 3312 and encodes 1044 amino acids. The transcript is spliced from 14 exons. Lineage: Eukaryota; Metazoa; Tardigrada; Eutardigrada; Parachela; Macrobiotidae. Gene Ontology annotation, molecular function: ATP binding; P-type sodium:potassium-exchanging transporter activity; ATP hydrolysis activity.
UACAAUCAGUUUGUUUGGGGCAAAUUAUGUGUAACCGAAAACUGUACCUAUAUAAUAAUAAUGUUGUUUUGGUUUGCUGGUUUGCAACAAGCCGGCUAAAAUUUCUGUGCUGAGAUUGUUUGGUUGAGUAUAUUAUUUUUCUUCUUUAAUGCAUCGCUGUUGAACGAUCAGUGCAAUAUGUCUGAUGCCCAGUUGAACGGUGUUAACGCGGAGCAGCCGCGGAAUCACGGGAAAUCCUCCCAUCCCCCGCAGGCCUCCAAGGAGCGCCACUCCACCAUCAAGGGAUUGUGGAAUAAAGUGGCCAAGCAGCGGCCCAGGGAGGGCGCGCGUGAUGCUCGUCAGCGGAGUAUCGUGCAUCUCACCGCGGAGAUGAACAUGGACGAGCAUCUUAUCCCUGUGGACGAUCUGUUCCGCAGGCUGGAAGUCGACCCUGAAAAGGGUCUCAGCAGCAUGGAGGCUGCCAGUCGUCUGACGAAGAACGGCCCGAAUGCCCUGUCGCCACCAAAGAAGGAUCCGGAAGUGCUCAAGUGGUUCAAGGCCACCUUUUCCGGAUUUGGCCCACUAAUGCUGGCCGCUGCGCUGGCCUCCCUCAUCGCCUACCUGAUGCAGUUUCGCGACGGUGUCCCGGCUAUGGAUAAUAUGUACGUCUUCAUCGUGCUGACCUUCAUCCUGCUCCUGACCGGGACGUUCUCCUACUGGCAGACGCACCGCUCGGAGAAGAUCAUGGAGAGCUUCACGAAGAUGACGCCGAAAGCGGCCAAGGUACUGCGCGACGGGAAAUGGCAGGACAUCGCCGCCGACCAGCUGGUCCUGGGGGACAUCGUCGAGGUCAUGAGCGGACACGCCACGCCGGCCGAUCUGCGGAUUAUCAAGUAUUCUGGAUUGAAGGUGGAUAAUUCCGCUCUAACCGGCGAGAAUGACCCCUUGUCACGGACAACGCAGUCCGAUGAAAAUCCACUGGAAUCGCACAAUCUCAUGUUCUACACUACACAUGCUGUGGAAGGUUCCGGCACGGCGAUUGUGAUUAAAACCGGCGACCAGACCUUUAUGGGACGCAUUGCCAAGUUAACCGCCAAUGUGGGACCGCAGCAGACGCCGAUCGCCGUGGAAAUUCAGCACUGUGUGAAUAUUAUCUGGUUUAUUGCGCUGACGAUGGGGGCCCUGUACGUGAUUGCGGCAUUUUCCAUGGGCGUCGACUGGCUGAUGGUCAUCACGCUGUCCAUCGGCCUGAUGGCUGGAAAUCUGCCCGGCGGCCUGUUGAUCAUGGUCACGGCUAUGCUGAGUUUGGCAGCCAAACAUUUAGCCAAAAAGAAUUGUUUGAUUAAGAAGCUAGAAGCCGUAGAAACCCUGGGCUCGUGCUCCAUCAUCUGCUCGGAUAAAACCGGGACGCUGACGCAGAAUCGCAUGACCAUCUCGCACGUGUGGGUGGACGAUGCCGUGUUCUUGAAUGAAACGGCCACCGAGCCCGAUACCGUUGACGGGUUUCGCAAGCAAAGCCCCAGCAUGCCCAUCCUCAUCCAGGCCGCCUCGCUCUGUCUCCGCGCCAAAUUCAAGGAGUACAAACCGGACGCGGCGAUCAACAGCCGGGAGGUGGAGGGUGACGCCUCCGAGACGGCCAUCCUCAAAUUCCUCUCCAUCAUCACCGGCGACCGCGUCCCGGAAGCGCGGAAGGACAGCCCCCCGCUGGCGGAGAUCCCCUUCAACUCCACCGUCAAGUACCAGGCUUCGGUGCACCGGCGGGAUGGGCUCCACCUCGUGGUGAUGAAGGGCGCGCCGGAGGUCGUUGUCGGGCGCUGCGAGACGAUUCUGGUCAACGGGAAGACGGAGAAGUUGGGGAAAAAGUGGGAGGAGAAAUUUCAGGAGAUGUACGAUGAGCUGGGCGAGUUGGGGGAGCGCGUCAUUGGGUUUUGUGACUGCGAGCUGGAUGAGACGGAGUUUCCGGAGGGGUACGAGUUUAAUGUGGAGGAAAAGAAUUUCCCGCUGGAUGGGAUGCGCUUCCUUGGGCUCAUGUCCAUGCUGGAUCCGCCACGCGCCGCAGUCCCGGACGCGGUGUCGAAGUGCCGCAGCGCCGGCGUCCGUGUCAUCAUGGUGACGGGCGACCACCCGGUGACGGCGGCGGCCAUCGCGCGCAGUGUCGGCAUCAUUUCGGCCGAAUCCUACACCGUGGAGGAGCUGGCGCGGCAGCGCGACGUGGACUACGAGGACAUCCUGCCCGGGGAGGCCACGGCGGCUGUCAUCCACGGCACCGACCUGAAGGAGCUGUCGCAGGCGGAACUGGUGCAGAUCCUGACCACCUACCCGGAGAUUGUCUUCGCCCGCACCUCCCCGCAGCAGAAACUGCAGAUCGUCGAGGCCUGCCAGAGCACCGGCGCUAUUGUCGCCGUGACGGGCGACGGGGUCAAUGAUGCGCCCGCCCUCAAGAAGGCCGACAUCGGCGUGUCGAUGGGGAUCACCGGGAACGACGUCAGUGUGGAGUCGGCGGAUCUCGUCCUGAUGGACGACAAUUUCGCCUCCAUCAUCAACGGCAUCGAGGAGGGCCGCAUGAUCUUCGACAACAUCAAGAAGACCUGCUGCUACGCCAUGACGACGGAUAUUCCCGAGGCGGCGCCGGUCAUCCUGUAUCUGGUGCUGAACUGCCCGCUGGGACUGUACACCAUCUCCAUGAUCCUCCUCAACUGCGCCACCGAUUUGUAUCCGGCCGUGUCGCUGGCGUACGAACCGGCGGAAAGCGACACCAUGAAGUUGCCGCCGCGGAAGCGCUCGGAACGGCUGAUCACCAGCAACCUGGUGCAGGCGGUGUACCUGCAGAUCGGCAUCAUCGAGAGCGUCGGGGCCUUCUUCGUGUACUUCGUCAUUUAUACGACGCAGGGUUUUUAUCCGCGCCGUCUCCUCGGCUUGCGCGAGGAGUGGGAAGACAGCACUAUUACUGAUCUCAAAGAUUCCUUUGGACAGGAAUGGAAUUUUGCUCAACGGAAACAGUUGGAACACGUGGUACAGUCGGCGUUCUUCAUUUCGGUGGUACUGCAGAAUAUUGUGCAUUUAUGCCUGCGACGCUGUCGUCGUGUGUCGGUCUUCCAGAAACCUCUCAGCAAUCACCACGUUCCCUGCGCAUGGCUGUUUGAACUGGCGCUGGCGUGUUUCUGCGUCUAUACGCCGUAUUUACAGGAUGCCCUGGGAUACGGAACAAUGUGGUUCCCCUGGGUGUUUGCUGUGUUGCCGUUCGCCAUGUACCUGUUCGUCUACGAUGAACUGCGCCGUCUGCUGAUCCGCCAUUUUCCCGGCUCGUGGGCCGACCGCAAUCUCUACGUUUAAAUCUAUUUAUUUUUUUAAAUUUGAAUUAUGCGUAUAAUAUCUAUACUACGAGAUCAGUCCUUCCAUGUUUUCAUUCGUGUUGACCGUCCGGUUUUUGUGGAAACUCGGCAAAUAUUUUUAUGAGUUUAGAUGAUUUUGAUCCGAAUUUUACAGUUUUUAUCAGCAUUAUGCAAUCAGCAAUCAUAAACAGGGGCGCAACGUCGCAGAAACCUGUACCAAAAUUAAUGAAAAAAUAUUUGUAGA